AUGUUUUUGAAAGCUUAUGUUCAAAGUCAAUUACGUUUGUAUCUGGACAAAGACGGAUUAAUACGAUGUGGUGGACGCAUUAAUAACGCACCACUUCCAGAGAAUGCAAAAUUUCCGUAUUUAAUACCAACAAAGCAUAGAUUAACAAAUUUACUUAUAAAUGAUAUUCACAUUGAAAAUUUACAUUCCGGCAUAGGAUCUACCGUAACUUAUUUGAGGCAGAAAUAUUGGAUACCUUCAGCACAACAAGAAGUUGGAUGCGUAAUUCGAAAAUGCGUAAGUUGUCGAAAAGUAACAGGAGUUGCAUACAAAGCACAAGAUCCUCCACCUCUACCAAAAGAUAAAUUAUCGUCCGAAGAACCAUUUACUAUAUCAGGCGUCGAUUUCAGUGGGGCGCUUAACAUCAAAGGAGACGAUGGAGUACUUCGAAAAGUGUAUAUAUGUUUGUUUACAUGUGCCAAUACUCGAGCUAUUCAUCUUGAAAUAGUUCCAGAUAUAGCUGAAAAAUCGUUUAUGCUAGCUUCUCGUAGAUUCAUAAGCAGAAAAUCGAUACCCAGAUUUAUGAUAUCAGAUAAGGCUACAACAUUUGUUGCCGCCGCGGAGGAAAUAUAUGAAACAGACUGUUAUAGUGCCGAUUUAACAACCAAUCAUGAAAUUAUGAAUGAUCAAGCGAAAAGGAGAUCCCGUCUUAUUGAACAAUUUUUAGCAAGAUGGAAACACGAGUAUUUGACUUCUUUAAGAGAAUUUCAACGAGUGUCUGGAAAUAACAAUCAAAGUGUAAAACUAGGAGAUGUAGUCAAGAUAUAUGAUGAUAAUUAUCCACGUACGACAUGGAAACUCGGUGUAAUUAAAGAACUAACCUAUCGGAACGAAAACCUUGUGCGAUCUGCGACGGUCCGAACAUCUAACUCUAAAUUAAACAGACCUAUUGUCAAGUUAUAUCCUUUGGAGAUUUGUGAAUCCGACUCAAUUACUACACAGACGCAAAAAUAUCAGCGAAGAGCCAAGACAGAUGCAGUAGAGAAAAUUAAAGUGUUUAAAGCGACAUUUUUCAAUUAUAUUCAAGUGAAGUGA
This is a messenger RNA of Mytilus trossulus (common blue mussel), 1074 nucleotides long. RefSeq lists its product as uncharacterized. The transcript is spliced from 2 exons. The coding region runs from base 1 to 1074 and encodes 357 amino acids. Gene Ontology annotation, molecular function: nucleic acid binding. The record is from RefSeq and is a predicted model, not a curated record. Lineage: Eukaryota; Metazoa; Mollusca; Bivalvia; Mytilida; Mytilidae.